Molecule: messenger RNA, 1314 nt
Organism: Aspergillus terreus NIH2624
Lineage: Eukaryota; Fungi; Ascomycota; Eurotiomycetes; Eurotiales; Aspergillaceae
Product: 8-oxoguanine glycosylase OGG1
Exons: 2
Coding region: 1-1314 (437 amino acids)
Biological process (GO): base-excision repair; base-excision repair, AP site formation; nucleotide-excision repair
Cellular component (GO): nucleus
Molecular function (GO): 8-oxo-7,8-dihydroguanine DNA N-glycosylase activity; damaged DNA binding
Source: RefSeq, a predicted model, not a curated record
AUGACAGUGGGCGCUUUUUCCGAGUGGCGAAAACUGCCCGUGAGCCUCAGUGAACUUUGCAUCAACACCACCCUCCGCUGUGGGCAAUCCUUCCGAUGGCAGAAAGUCCCCGACACCGAUGAAUGGCGAUGCGUCCUCCACGGACAUCUCCUCUCCCUUAAACAAGACCCAUUGCAUCUCUACUACCGAACCUACCGCAACACCGCACCCUCACGCCCCAUCCCUACACCUCCAUCCUCAGACAAACCCGCCACCGAGCCAACAACCCAAGAAGACACCACCACCCUCUCCCUCCUAGCCCACUACUUCAACCUCUCCUCAAACCUCACAUCCCUCUACGAGCAAUGGUCCGCUCACGACGCCAACUUCCGCAAGAAAGCCCCCCAGUUCACAGGCGUGCGCAUCCUACGCCAGGACGCCUGGGAAGCGCUCGUAUCCUUCAUCUGCAGUAGCAACAACAACAUCGCGCGGAUCUCUCAGAUGGUCGAGAAACUCUGCCUCCACUACGGCCCGCACAUCGCCACCCUCGACGGCCGCGCGUACCACGACUUCCCUGCGCCGGAGGCCUUGACCGGCGACGAUGUCGAGCCCCGUCUGCGCAGUCUUGGCUUCGGGUACCGCGCGAAGUACAUCUACCAGACGGCGGUGAUUGUGGCGCAGCAGCGCGAGAAGGGGUGGUUGGAUUCGCUGCGGAACCCGGAGGCCCCUGCGUUUGGGGUGGGUGGUUCCGGGGAGGGCACGGAGGAGUCGGUGGAGAUGCGGCCGGAGGGAAGACAGGGAUAUCGCGAGGCGCAUGAGAAGCUACUGGAGUUGCAGGGGGUUGGACCGAAGGUCGCGGAUUGUGUUUGUCUGAUGGGGCUGGGAUGGGGGGAAGCUGUGCCGGUGGAUACGCAUGGUGAGUUUGUUGACGAUGCCGGGUAUGUGCGCGACGUGCUGACAUGGACAGUGUGGCAAAUCGCUCAGAGGGAUUACAAGUUUGGCAAGGGAUCGCACAAGUCCUUGACCAAGGCUACAUACGACGCUGUCGGGAACCAUUUCCGCAAGCUUUGGGGCAAGGAGGCCGGCUGGGCGCAUAGCGUGCUUUUCACGGCGGAUCUCAGGACGUUCUCCGACAGGCUGGUCGCGUCGAAGGAAGUGAAGGUGAAGGUGAAGACCGAGGAUGAAGAAGUUGAGACGAAGACUAGCGUUGCUGUGAAGAGGGUUGCGCCUUCGAAUGGAGUGAAGACUGAGGAUGAAACGAAGGACGAAGUCAAAGCUAUCAUCGAGACGACUGAAACGACGAGGCGAUCGUCGAAGCGUCUUCGGAAGCGCUAG